AUGUCUGUAUGGGAAGUUCGCCUGUCCACCUCCAAGGGUUUACCCUACUACUUCAACACACAGACCAAGCAAUCGACGUGGGACAAGCCUUCUGAAUUAACCGACGAACAAGUCAAACAACUUCCUGGUGCCAAGGAAUAUUUGAGUGGAGGGAGAAAGCCAGCUGGCGCUCAUGCCGGACAGGUCAGAGCUAGCCAUUUGUUGGUGAAGCAUAAGGAUAGCCGGCGCCCGUCGAGUUGGAAGGAGAGCAACAUAACUCGCACCAAGGAGGAAGCCAUUGAGAUCUUGAAGGGAUACGAAGCGGAAAUUAAUGGCUCUCCGGAAAAGUUCGCCGAACUCGCCACGAAACAUUCCGAUUGCUCUUCUCAUUCGAAUGGUGGUGACCUUGGCUGGUUUGGGCACGGCCAGAUGCAAAAGGCUUUCGAGGAUGCGACUUAUGCUUUGGAGGUCGACAAAAUCAGCCCGGUGAUCUCGUCUGACAGCGGUGUUCACCUUAUUUUGCGAACUGGGUAA
Molecule: messenger RNA, 513 nt
Organism: Cyclocybe aegerita
Lineage: Eukaryota; Fungi; Basidiomycota; Agaricomycetes; Agaricales; Hemipholiotaceae
Source: the annotation of a GenBank genome assembly